UUCUUCGCAAGCUGCGCGCAGACAAAAAUUCAAUCCACAUCUCACCCACUUCCGCAUAGAGACCUAUUUUAUUACUCAUUAAACGAUUUUAUUGGCCCAUCGCAUUCCCUUAGCAUUCCACGCACAUUUGGCAUCCAAGUAGGGGAGCUCGCCCGCUUUUGACAUCACAUUUUGAUGUCGAGCGCAGAUGGCUUCAUCCCGAGAUAAGCGGAAGAUUGAGAUUAUCGAUCUCACGGACUCCUGCGAUCAACCACGCAAAGCAGCGAGAUUUCCCAAUUCUACUUCUGCCGGACACCGAAGCAUCGAGUCCUCUCAGAAUCAUUCGUUUAGCCAGGGAAGGGGUACACAGGCAGAUGAGGACGAAACGGGUGCCUCUGAGAUUGUAGACGCCGCCCAAAGUUUGGAUGAAGAUGCUUUUACUAAUUUCCAGCUAUAUGACACUCUCUCGUCAAAAGUCGUUGGCCUUAGAUACUACAACGGGCACGCAACGGCUGGGGAAUAUGUAGCAAUCAAAAGAGAGCCAAAUAAUCGUUAUGAUCCAAAUGCUAUCCGGGUUGAUAAUGUUAUGGGGACUCAAAUUGGACAUCUUCCUCGCACUAUUGCUAGCAAGUUAGCACCAUACAUGGACUCUAGAUCGCUGCUCGUAGAAGGCAUAUUAUCUGGUGACAAGGGUUUUUUUGAUUGUCCCAUCGAGCUUAAACUCUACGGAACUAGCCAGCCAGUUCAACAGGUAGAACUUAUGAGGAAAAUGGAGCGCGAUCGCCUUCCUCUCAAAACCAUCAAACACUUCCGAAGGGAAAGGGCGAAGCAAUGUGCGGCGUACGCAAGAGAGGCUGCAAAGCAGGCCGGGAAACAAGCCCGCCCUCUAGCAAAAGGCAAAGGCCAACAGUGGCAAGCUUCUGAAAACCCAACCUAUACAAAUCUAUAUAUUCCAAAUGGAAAUGAAUCUCAGAAGGAAAUAGCCUCCCUGGAAGAUAUCAUCGGCCAAAGCACAAGCUUUAAUCCUAGAGAGAUGGGCCAAGUUGUGGAAAAGUUUGGAACAAACGAAGAGGAACUAGCGAGGAUGCCCAUGGCAUCAUGUCCGAAGGCUCUUUCCACAGAAUUGCUUCCGUAUCAACGUCAAGGUCUUGCAUGGAUGCUGGACAAAGAAUCUCCAAAGUUCCCAAGUAAAGGGUCUCGAGACGUUGUCCAGCUUUGGAAGAGGUCUGGCAACAUGUUUACAAACAUCGCGACUAACUACACAACGGCAACGGAACCACCUCUUGCCAGCGGUGGCAUUCUAGCGGAUGAUAUGGGCCUCGGGAAAACAGUACAGAUUAUAUCACUUAUAUUGGCUAAUUCAGCCCCGAAAACAAAAGAAUCAUCGAAAACGACCCUUGUUAUCUCACCUCUUGGCGUUAUGAGCAAUUGGCGAGAUCAAAUCGCACAACAUAUUCACAACGAUCAGGCCCUCAGAGUUUUGAUUUAUCACGGAGUGGGUAAAAAGGAGGCAAAGAACCUCAAUAACUAUGAUGUGGUUAUUACUACGUAUGGAGCUCUUGCUUCGGAAUAUGCUCCAAUUGAGAACAAAUUACCGAAUUCCAAGCCCUCGCAAGGGUUAUUCUCUUUACGUUGGCGCCGGGUCGUCCUAGACGAGGGCCAUACGAUUAGAAACCCUCGUACCCGAGGAGCGCGCGCAGCAUGCAAGUUGGAAGCCGAUUCUCGAUGGUCGCUCACCGGAACACCCAUCGUCAAUAACCUAAAAGAUUUAUACUCACAAGUAAAAUUUCUAGGAAUUUCAGGAGGCCUCGAAGACCUGACAGUCUUCAAUAGCGCUGUAAUUCGUCCCCUUACUGCUUGUGAUCCAAAUGCGAACCUUCUUCUCCAGGCCUUGAUGGGUACCAUUUGUCUACGACGGAAGAAGGACAUGAAUUUCAUCAAUCUCCGUCUUCCACCACUUUCUUCCCAUGUGCUUCACGUCAAAUUUCUUCCACAUGAACAGGAGAAAUACGAUAUGUUUCAGGCGGAAGCCAAGGGAGUCCUUUUGGACUAUCAAGCCAAUGCCAAUAACAAGAAUGGAGGUGCAACGUAUUCUGUUCUCCUCGAAGUUCUACUCCGCAUGCGCCAAGUGUGCAAUCACUGGAAGCUUUGCCAAAACCGCAUUAAUAACCUUAUGGAACUGCUAGAACAGCACAAAGUGGUAGCAUUAACCCCUCAAAAUAUCAAAGCACUCCAAGCUCUUCUUCAACUUAAAAUCGAAAGUCAAGAAAUGUGCGCUAUUUGCCUUGACACCCUCCGUCAGCCUGUCAUUACUCCAUGCGCUCACACGUUUGACUAUUCUUGCAUCGAACAAGCCAUUGAGCGCCAACACAAAUGCCCACUUUGCCGGGCAGAAAUCGAAGACUGCAAAAGUCUAGUUGCCCCUGCGGCAGACCUUGGCGAAGAUACAAAUGAAAUUGACAUCGAUCCCGAAACUACCAGCAGCAAGAUUGAAGCUCUGCUGAAAAUCCUCACAGCUAAGGGCCAAGCACCCAAUACGAAAACUGUCGUCUUCAGCCAAUGGGUGUCUUUUCUUGACAUAGUCGAGCCCCAGCUGGCGCGUAAUGGCAUCACAUUUGCCCGCAUAGAUGGCAGAAUGAGCUCUGCCAAACGAGACGCAGCGAUGAAGGCUCUAUCAAACGACCCAAACUGCACCGUGCUUCUUGCUAGUUUAAACGUCUGCAGUGUCGGCCUUAACCUCGUCGCAGCAAACCAAGUCAUCCUUGCCGACAGCUGGUGGGCUCCAGCUAUUGAAGACCAGGCUGUUGACCGCGUAUAUCGUCUAGGACAAAAAAGACCAACGACUAUAUGGCGUCUUGUGAUGGAGAACAGUAUUGAAGAUCGGGUCCUACACAAGCAGAAAGAGAAACGUACGCUGAUGACGACGGCGUUCAGAGAGAAACUAGACCGAAAGGGUGAGGAUCGGAUGUCACGUAUUGCCGAUUUGGAGAAAUUACUUCAGUAAUAGUGCAGCUCCUUCUGUUGCACUAAAUCCUUGCCCUGCUACUCUAUAUUUUCAUCUCAAGAAAUCGUUUCGACCUUGAACUCCCAUCUACCUACAGCUCCUGCAUAUACUGUCUUCAAUUUGUUGGGAAAUUCUGUAACACAAUCUUUACAAUUUCUUUCAUCCUUCCUUUCUUUUCCGUAAUUUAAUACCUACUUGCUACUCUCUCUUUCCAUUUCCAUUUGUUACCUUCAAAUAUUCCUUUUAAUCAUGUUUGCAGUUUUUACUCUUGCCAACCACACUCGCCUUGAUGGGAACCAGAUGUGGACUUCUUGGCAAAGACUGUUUUAAACCGCUUUUCCAUUCGUUACAGCCAUUUUAGUUGCAUCCAAUUCCAAUCCACUUGCUCGAAAAACAAUUUUUGUGAUAACCAGCGCGCUAUCCACUAAUGAGCUCAGUCUUCGGUCACCAGGGUUUCUAUGCAGGUCCUCACCAGAAGGUCUCUCAGUGGCCGUCUCAUAACUUAACAAAACUAUGCGGUAACGUAAACCGUGCCCGCUCUCUGUGAAGAGGACUCCUCCGGCCCCCAUUGCUUGUAUUGCGGUGUCCUGGCGAGCUAGGGCGAUUCAAACGAAUAAUUACUUAUUAAUUGGUGGUCCGAGCCAGUCGUUGAGUCUAGAAUCCGCCCCAGGUCUUAAAAAUUCAAAUCCUCGGUGACUUUUCUGGUGAUCUUCUGUAGGGGAUCUUGUAACCCCGGGUUAGAAGCCCCUAGAAGCCA
Blastomyces gilchristii SLH14081 is the source of this 3740-nucleotide messenger RNA. Its product is annotated as SNF2 family helicase. The record is from RefSeq and is a predicted model, not a curated record. NCBI's taxonomy places the organism in Eukaryota, Fungi, Ascomycota, Eurotiomycetes, Onygenales, Ajellomycetaceae. The transcript is spliced from 4 exons. Gene Ontology annotation, molecular function: ATP-dependent chromatin remodeler activity; zinc ion binding; nucleic acid binding. The coding region runs from base 188 to 2983 and encodes 931 amino acids.